AUGUUCUGGAAGAAAGCAUUCUUCUACAUAUUGUUUUUGGCCUCGAUCGCUUUGGCAGCUGACGACACUACCACGACCACUACUACCAGUUCUGCUUCGAAGACUUUAGUAUGGGUCACUGGCACUAAUUCUCUUGGUCUACUCACUACUACCCAAUCUGCCUACACCCAGACGUUUGCGCUGGUAUUUGUAGCAGCUGUUUCUCCAAUGUCCGGAAGUAUUGGCUUGGGUUCGCUCGAUGCUAGCGGUGUGGGAGAUAUCAGAAGCUACGAAACAGUUACUGUAAGCGCAGCAGCACCGCCAUCCCAAAAGUUAUGGGUCCCUGGAGGUGAAGCAUCCUACAGACUGAUUAGAAUAAUUACAUUGGCUACAUUGACACUCGUCUCAUCUUUGAUGUUCUUGUAA
This is a messenger RNA of Scheffersomyces stipitis CBS 6054, 405 nucleotides long. RefSeq names its product Kre1p (gene KRE1). Gene Ontology annotation, biological process: fungal-type cell wall organization. The transcript has a single exon. The record is from RefSeq and is a predicted model, not a curated record. Bases 1 to 405 code for a protein of 134 amino acids. Lineage: Eukaryota; Fungi; Ascomycota; Pichiomycetes; Serinales; Debaryomycetaceae.